CAUACCUGAGAGGUAUCAUCAUCAUCAUCAUCAUCCUGUGUGGAGGAAGAGCAUGGAGCAUGGAGAAUGGGCUCCCAGGAGUAUUACCACAGCCUGUGUCUGCUGCAAUGCGCUGCCAAUUGACAGAUUUUCAGCUGCUAACUAGCUGGAUUUAUACGUUUACCAGGUCAUGGAGGAUAGAUGGUAAUGACAGCAGCGUGGAUACCAACCGGCGGAUGGUGGAGCAGAGCAAUCAUCAUUAGAUCAGUGCUGAAAAUAUAACUAUCUACAUGGUCCAAAGUACUUGAAAAGCAGAGUAAACAAUGCAGAACAACAUUUCACUUCACAUAUGUAUCCCGAAAAGCGGUUCAACGGCUUCCCCCAACAUCGGGGGCCUUCCCAUCUCUCACCUAUUCGAAAACUGAAGAUGGAAGUGGCACUGGAACUGGACAGGGCACGGCCGUGGAGUAUGCAAAAUAGCUAUCUAAUGCUAGACCUUUUACUGAGAACAAGUUUGACGUAAAACACUGUGCUGUGUGAUCGAUUCUAGGAACCUUGUAGUCGAGUCUGUUGAUCUAAUCCCGACGACUGAAUUGAUUCGAAUGACUGAAAUAUUUAUUUCCCGUUGGCUAAUGCUAGACCUUUUACUGAGAACAAGUUUGACGUCAAACACUGUGCUGUGUGAUCGAUUCUAGGAACCUUGUUGUCGAGUCUGUUGCUGCCAUCGGAACGAUAUGUCAAAAACAAACUGCUUGGACUGUAAAAUACAGACAAUCAUCCGAAUAGUCUAGCGUUUUCUUUCAAAUAUCGCAGUAUCGAUACCAAAAAUAAUAUCAACAACAAAUAUUUAUCGACAUAGUACGCUUAUUUGGUCCAUUUGGUCACUCUACGAACAAUUUGGUAAUUUUUUUGCAUUGUAAUUUGCUAAAAAAAAAAACAAAGCUACAACUGGAAAUGUCGGGAAUUUCGAAGAAAUGUAGGAUCUUUGUGUCAGAGCCCAUUGGCGACAAGGCUGUCACAGAGUUGGCUGGAAUUGGACCGACGCUGGGCGGACGCUUGACCGAAGCUGGAUUCAAAAAGGCAUACCAGGUGCUCGGCCAAUUCUUGAUCUUGAAGAAAGAUAAGGUACUGUUCAUUCACUGGAUGAGGGAAUUGUGCCGCGCCAGCUCUAAGCAAGCUUCCGACUGCUACGAUUGCCUCAACGAUUGGUGCGAGGAGUUCUUGUAAGGGACUUCUUAGACUUUGGCUUCAGUCGGCUCAGACUGGAAAGAAAACGAAAUCUCAUUAACAAAUAAGAACUAGUCAUAGUCCAUAAAUAGCAAUGAACAAAUACAUGUACUUACAAAGAGGCCAUCGGUGGCUUGCGGUAGCCUGAAAUAAAGAACAUUCAGUUUUCAAGAUUACAAAUCGAGAAGA
Drosophila miranda is the source of this 1395-nucleotide messenger RNA. RefSeq names its product barrier-to-autointegration factor-like. NCBI's taxonomy places the organism in Eukaryota, Metazoa, Arthropoda, Insecta, Diptera, Drosophilidae. The coding region runs from base 934 to 1206 and encodes 90 amino acids. The transcript is spliced from 7 exons. Gene Ontology annotation, molecular function: DNA binding. The record is from RefSeq and is a predicted model, not a curated record.